AUAUAAAUCCCUCGCCGCGAAGAAGAAGGUGGCUUUUUCAGAAGCCCAUCGCUAAGGUUAGAACGUGGAUUGCGAACAGAGCCCUUGGUAUGGCAACUUCAAAUGUUGUGCCAAAAAUAUAUAGUGGUGUAAUCGAAGAAGUGAUCAAGAAUGUACGCGACAGUUUCUUGAAUGAAGGGGUCGAUGAACAAGUCCUUCAAGAGUUAAAACAGAUUUGGGAAAGUAAGCUCCUGCAGUCAAGAGCUGUAGACUGGAUGCCAGCAGAGGGUCACCAGAUUAACAGACCACAGCAAUACACUUACCCACAUGGACCACCUAUCACCCAUCAAAUUCAGGCACCUAGAGAAGUGAAUAUUGCUCCUGCAGCUGUACCUGUACCUGAAGCUGCAACUCCCCAGCAAGCAGCUAGUGGACACACAGCCAUCUUGUAUCCAUCCACUCAUGCUCAUGCGAUAAGUCAAAUGACGGCUGCAGCCUCAGCAGCAACAAUGGCCAUUCCUGAAAACCUGUCCCAAAUUCAGCAGGGGAGUACAUAUGUAUAUCCCACAGCAAGGACGAUACACUCAACACCACAAGUUGGAAACCUUCAGCAGCAUGUUAUUAACACUGCACAACCUCGCACAAUUACUGGAACUCAACAAGUCAUUCGUGCACAGCCCCAAACUGCAAUUGUCCAUGGUGCUCAGACAUCUGCAGGCAGAGUCCCACAGCAGGUUAUUCAGAUGUCUCAGUUACAGACAGGAAAUAAACAUCCUUCAGGGGUGCCAGUCAUUCAAGUUGAUGGAGCUAAUGAUAGUGACAGUGAUGAUGAUGACGAUGAGGAUGAUGAUGAUGAAGACGAAGACAAAAAGGACAAAUCUCAAGAAGGAGGAGAAGAAGGAGCUGAAUUAGAAGACGAGGAUCCUCUUAAUUCAGACGAUGACGUGUCAGAUGAUGACCCUACGGAUUUGUUUGACACAGACAACGUUGUCGUGUGUCAGUUUGACAAGAUUUCACGCGCACGAAACAAGUGGAAGUUCCAUCUGAAAGACGGAAUUAUGAAUCUGAAAGGAAAAGACUAUGUGUUCCAAAAGGCAAAUGGAGAAGCAGAAUGGUAGCCUUUAUGAAAGGCGUUAGUAAUUAAUUGUUAAAAGGAUCAAAAGUGUAAAACUAGAAGAGAAAAAUGUCUAAAGAUUCCAACAAAAUGAAAACACAUCCAGUCAUUUCUUUUCCAUGGGGCAUCUGAAGUGAUGGCUUAAUAAACAUUGUUGCCGGUCUGAACGUUUGUAAGUGAAAUAUUACACGAACAUUAUGAAUUUGUGUUUUGUUUAUAAAGAACCAGUUCAUGUACAUGUUCAUGUACUUAGUCUAAACUACCCCAUUGUUACAGAGGACGCUUGCUGCUUAAUAUCUCUAUGUUAAGAUUUUCGCGGCAAUCGAAAGUGAAAGCUUGCUCUUAAGAGGAGAAUCGUCAUUUGUGAAAAUGGUAAUGUCAUCAUGUAAUGAGAUCUUUGAGACGGCGAGAAAAAUCAUUGCCAUUGUGAAAGAAAGCAUCGAAUGUUGGUUUAGUGAGAAAGAAAAACACCUACGUGCAAAAAAUAAUCUACAAAAGAAAGAGGAGGUUAUGGAUGGAGACGAUUUACUCGGAUUGUAGAUGACGAACUUUGGAAAACUCAGGCUUGAGCGAGUGAGAAGUAACGGAAAGAGAGAGAGCCUGGGAAGGAGAGUGGGUUGGUAAAUCUUAAAAGAAUGUAAGAUACCAGAGACUAGCUUUAAAGUGCCCCUACACAUGGUUUAAAGUUAUCGUUGUAAAAAAGAUUAUAUAUAUGUAGUUUAAAAAAAUAAAUGAUAAAUAAUAGAAGCCAUUGUUUAAUUUGGGAAAA
Messenger RNA from Stylophora pistillata, 1862 nucleotides. RefSeq names its product transcription initiation factor IIA subunit 1. The record is from RefSeq and is a predicted model, not a curated record. NCBI's taxonomy places the organism in Eukaryota, Metazoa, Cnidaria, Anthozoa, Scleractinia, Pocilloporidae. Gene Ontology annotation, biological process: transcription by RNA polymerase II; transcription initiation at RNA polymerase II promoter. Gene Ontology annotation, cellular component: transcription factor TFIIA complex.